CUAAAGUCAACUUUCAUGUUAUCUCCCGGCCGGCCUGCCUCUAUUAUAGAGAUCCCUAAUCAGUCUGGGAAUAGGGAACAAAACAUUAUUUAAAAUCUGUGCAUAGGAUACGCAUACGUGUUCGUUCUGACGUGGCGAUACGCGAAUUACAGCUGGACAGUUCAUUAGAUAUUUCAGCGGACUUCUGGAAUUUUUCUCUUACAAGGCAAGAGAAGUCAAAAUGCUGACUACAUUAUUCAUAGCACUGGCUAUAACAGCCGUGUUUGCUGGCGUACCCAGCAUAGACGAGACAAAGAGGAUGAUGGAUCACCUCUCUGACGCGGAACAUUACCGAAACGAGCACCACAACAAACAAUUUGAUCAUGAUGCAUUUUUGGGUGAAGACCAGGCUAAAUCGUUUGACCAGCUCUCUCCCGAGGAAAGUAAAAGGCGGCUUGGAGUAAUUGUCGACAAGAUAGAUGCAGACAAAGAUGGCUUUGUGUCUCUUGUUGAACUCAAGGACUGGAUCCGUUAUACUCAGAAGAGGUACAUAGAAGAGGAUGUGGACAGACACUGGAAGCAGCACAAUCCUAACAAUGAUGACCUUAUCACGUGGGAGACCUACAAGAAGAAUGUGUAUGGUUUUAUGGAGGGCAUGUCUGAGAGUGACUUGAAGAACAAUGAAGGGUUCACAUACACAAAUCUCUUGAAAAGAGACCGUAGAAGAUGGCACUAUGCUGACAGUGACAAGGACGAUUCGCUAAACAGGACGGAAUUUGGAGGUUUCCUGCAUCCCGAGGAUCACGGCAGCAUGAGGGACAUCGUCGUUCUAGAGACCUUGGAGGAUAUUGACAAGGAUAAGGACGGUAAAGUAUCACUUGAAGAGUAUAUCGGAGAUAUGUACAAGCCUGACGAGGGAGAGACGAUAGAGGACGAGCCCGACUGGGUCAAGCAGGAAAGGGAACAGUUUGCUGGCUACAGAGAUACAAAUAAGGAUGGCUUCAUGGAUGAGCACGAAGUAAAGGACUGGAUUGCACCUCCCGAGUUCGAUCACGCCGAAGCUGAAGCGAGACACCUGGUCUUCGAAGCGGAUUCGGAUGCUGACGAGAAACUCACUAAAGAAGAAAUAUUGGACAAGUACGAUCUCUUUGUUGGAUCGCAAGCCACAGACUUCGGCGAAGCACUGGCCAGACACGACGAAUUUUAAACAAUCUUAAAUAUUUUAAUAUAUAUUAUUGUUGUAAUUUUAAAGAUUAUUUUAGAUUCUCUAACAAAUAAUAAUUCCUAGGUAAUCUUUGUACCAUUCAAGGUAGCUUCUAAAACUUAAUUAUCCUUAUGUGUCUUGUUUUUUUCAUAAAGAAACUGAUCUUAUAGAUAUUUAAGAACAAAUCCUAAACUAUUUUUAUUGGUAACAAUACCCUCGCGUAAUUUUAUGCAUGAGAUUUGUUCAUGUAUUCAUUAUUGAUAAUGUUUUUAUCAAAUAGUAAGUAAUAGACUAUUUUUUUUGUAAUUUUUUUGCGUCCUUUUAUUAUUGAAUCUUUAUACUAACGAUAAUGAUAUAUCGUUUGCUUAUGCCAUAAAUUGACUACGUACACAUUUUUGCGUUAUUUUGAUAAAUAUAAAUAAAUACGUUUAUAGUUCAUGCAAAGCAUAAUUAAUUUGUUAUUAUGUUAUGCAAUUUUGCGCACAUUAAUUAUUUUUGUAAUGGCACAAAUCAACCACAGCAAUGUUCUACUUUAACAAACAAAAAUUAACAAAACAUCACCUAUAAAGAAUGUUAAAUUUUAGCUGAAAUUUAAGCUGAAAUUAUUCACGUGCCGCGUAUCUGUUAAUACAGGCUUUUUUUAAAAGGAAAAAAUAUAGGUAGGUCUAUAUGUAAAGUCAAGUUUUAUUUAUGUUAUGUGUUAUUGAGUUCAAUGCAGUUAUAUUAAUUACUAGUAAGUUGACGUGCCAAAAACAACUGUAUAAAGUUUGAACUUAAUUGCUAAAUGACGCGCAAACGCAUAGAAAUUCGAACAACAAAUAAGAACGGUUUGAUUGUAAUUCAUACGGAUUAAUUUAUGCAUGUUAACGAUGUUUUAUGCGAAAAUUAUAACAUAAAUACUUAAAAAUGUAAACGAAGUCGCGAAAUUCUCAAUGAUGGAUUAUACUUAAUAUUAAUUAGUUAAGAAUCUUAUAAAAUACCAAAGUUAUAUAUGUGAAGUGAAUUUGGAGUAAUUUUAAUAUAAAAUGAUAUAAUUCUCCCAAUUGUAUUAAUAUUGAACUUUCAAUAGCUAUUCCAGAUUUUAUGCAUUUAUAUAUUAGAACUGUAAGAAGACUAAUUUUCGAAUAUAUUUUUAGUAAAAUUAACUCAUAGUCUGUAUUUUUAUCUUAAACAAGA
Vanessa atalanta (red admiral) is the source of this 2359-nucleotide messenger RNA. It is a transcript of the gene scf, whose product is annotated as calumenin-B. NCBI's taxonomy places the organism in Eukaryota, Metazoa, Arthropoda, Insecta, Lepidoptera, Nymphalidae. The transcript is spliced from 7 exons. The record is from RefSeq and is a predicted model, not a curated record. The coding region runs from base 221 to 1186 and encodes 321 amino acids. Gene Ontology annotation, molecular function: calcium ion binding. Gene Ontology annotation, cellular component: endoplasmic reticulum.